This is a messenger RNA of Mytilus trossulus (common blue mussel), 2347 nucleotides long. Its product is annotated as histone-lysine N-methyltransferase PRDM9-like. The record is from RefSeq and is a predicted model, not a curated record. Bases 167 to 1165 code for a protein of 332 amino acids. Gene Ontology annotation, molecular function: protein binding. The transcript has 6 exons. NCBI's taxonomy places the organism in Eukaryota, Metazoa, Mollusca, Bivalvia, Mytilida, Mytilidae.
GGUAAAUAAAUUUAUCCAAUACGGUUGAUUAAACAAUGAUAUACAUUAAUGGUAAGAUAAAGUGUGACAUCUGCAGCUUUUUUUUUUAGCCUAUUGCUUAUUGCUUAUAAAAACGUUUAUAGAUAUAAGUAGAUGUUUGUCUGAAACAAACGACAAUUGUUAUCUCAUGAAAUACUGUGCGUUGAAAGUGAUUGGUACUAAUAUGUUUAAUUGGUGUGAUCAAGGAAUAUUGUUUCAUUUAGUAUUCUAUUAUAUGAUAUACAGCUUCUGUAAUUCCUUCUUUAUCGAAUGCUAUAAAUGCUUUGACCCUGAUUUACCAGUUGAACAUGGACUCUAUGUUAUAAAGAAUGUCAAGACCAUGAUAGAUAAUGAGGAUCACGUAUUAGCAACAAUACCUCCAGGGUUUUCUGUGAGACAAUCGACAAUACCUAACGCAGGUCUUGGAGUAUUUGCAGAAACGACCAUUCCUAAUGGGACCAGACUAGGACCUUACAAUGGUGCCUUAUCAAAAGACUUCGAUGGCGACGACUGGACAUAUAUAUUUCUGGUCGCAUAUGACAAUGGAGAAACAAAGCAUCAUAUAGACGCCAAAAACAAAACAAAAUCUAGCUGGUUAAGAUACAUGAACUGUGCACGUACGAUCGACGAAGAGAAUUUAGAGGUGCAUCAAUACAACUAUGAGAUAUAUUAUGUAACUAACCAAUGUAUAAAACCUGGGACAGAGUUAUUAGUUUGGUAUGGGGAUUCCUAUGGUGAAUUGUUAGGUCUAGAAAGGACAAGUGAUGAUGACGAUUAUGCUGAAUUGUCUGGGAAAAAUAUUAUUGUAGGAACAAUGAAUACAAUAAAAGAACCAAUCCAAAGAUACAGCUCAAGCUGUUAUAAACUGUACGAACAAGAACCGUUUAAAAAAACAGGUUAUUCAGAAUUAUGUGUCGUUCAAAAGAAUUUUGAACUAUGCAAAUUUGUUCUUUGUGAAAGAAAUCCAUGCUCCAAACAGUUUGACUGUAAUAAAUGUAAAGGAUAUUGUUUUCACUUUGGAAGAUACAUAAAGACAAAUCAAGAAUUUAUACAUACUGAUAACGUGAAUAAAUGUAACUGUCAUAUGACCGGAAGAUGGAGUUGCACUAAUGCGCAUGCCAGCGUUGAAGCUAUUUGUACAUACUGAAUGUCAGUAAAACUUUGUGAAGGACGGUUGGUUCUGUCAAUGUGAUGCACGAUGACGUUAUUAUAUAGCUUGGCUCUAUAUUGAGAAAACCUUUAAUAUUUGAUGUUUCUCUUUUAUAUUUUUUAUAUUUAUUUGCCAUCUUUUUUUUUACUUAUCUAUUUUAUUCUUUUAACAUUUUCAACAGUUGUACUAUUUUUACCUAUGAAUUUCAAUAUGUGGUCACAUCUUUUAAUCUGACGUUGAUAUAUGUAAACCUUAAAUAAAGGCAACAGUAGUAUACCGCUGUUCGAAGGUAAUAAAUCGAUUGAGAAAAAAACAAAUCCUGGAUACAAACUACAUCUGAAAGAAACACAUCAACUAUAAGAGGUAAACAAGGAAACAAAAGAACCACUAAAGAGCAACAAAAAACCAAACGACAAUACAACACACUUAGAAACAAACUAUAAGAUAUGUGAGCCAAGACUCCGUCUUGAAGACCAUACUUUGACAUAUUAUGGUUUACUUUUAUAACUUGUGACUUGGAUUGAGAGGUGUCACAAUUGGCACUCACACCACAUCUUCUGACAUCUAUGAUUAAGCUUUUUCCGCAGUUCAAGGGAUAAUCAGUUUAGAAGAGUCAUAUCGAAGUAUGGUGUUUACAUGUCUCAACCGAUACCUUAUUCUCGUGACUGUUUACACUAUACGUAUUUUAUAUAAAGCAGUGUGCUCCUUACUUAGAAACUGAUUCAAUAUAUUGAUGAGGAGAACAGAAUAACAAGCGUGUACAGGCUGAAGUGUCUUGUUUUUUCCACAACUACCACACAAACGUAACAUGAUCAAAAAAAGGAUUCGAAGGUCAAGUAAACCAAACAAAAAAUACAUGUACACCUUGCAAUCAUUCAAUACACUCAUGUUAGUUGACCUAUUGCUUAUAGUAUCUAAGAAACACACUUUGUCAUAUGAAUUUCUAGGGGAAAAGCGUUCAUAUUGUUACCUCGUUGAGUUGACUACAAGCAGGUAUUUGACUCCGUAUACUAAGCUUAACAUUGACCAAUGAACCACAAUGAUGAGGUCAAAUUCAGAUGAUAUCUGCAAACGAGAUGCUCCGUGUUGAAGGCGUACAUUGACCUAUAAUGGUUUACUUUAAUAAAUUGUUAUUUGGAUCGACAGUUGUCUCAUUGGCACGCACACCACAUCUUCUUA